GCAAUAAUGGCCUAACAAUCUUAUCAAUGACAAUCUCAUUCAUCGCUACCAACGCUGUGGUUCUGAUCUCCUUAUUAGUAUUGAUUGUUUAUAUCAUCAGCUUCGACAUCAUUAGCACUUCCGCUGUGUCAGCAGUGUUACGGUCGGAGCCGUGUCUCUGCAAUGAUGACGCUCAAAAUGGAAGUGUAUGCUCAACCUCAACUCCUAUAAUCAUAAUUUCCUCACAGCUCGAUUUAUCACCAAACAUUUCUACAUUUACUAUACCGCAGCAAGACUGGUACAAUGAAUUGAUAGCAAGGGGAGUCGGAAAGAAGGGUGGCAACAAGAUGAACAUCUCUUUGAUAGCAGCUUUUGAGUAUCCAGAUCAGCUGAAUGUCAUGAUAACUUCAAGAAAUAGGUUUGGAGAUGUUUUGUAUUGUCGCUACUUCGACGAAAACAAAACAGAGAUAGGUGACGCGUACAAGAGCGUAGUGUUCCCAGAAUAUAAUAUUCACUGCCUUCGUCGAAGCAGGGCUGCAUUCAUGUCACUAUCGGACUCACCCAAGGGAUCAUACGAAUUUCCUGUCUCGAUUACUGAUCGCACCAGGAUAGAGCCAGAGCAUUUCUUCUCCGUAUGCGUAGCACCUAUAUAUGGAAACGAGUCCAAAUGGAUACUAUUAGCUGAGCUUAUAGAGCAUUACAAACUGCAGGGUGCAACACAUUUUUAUGUGUACGUGAAAUACAUAGAUGAAUACAGUAGAAUUCUUCUGGAUGAUUAUAUCCGGACUGGUGAAGCUGAAGCAAUCAUUCUGCAUGAUCGAUUUGUCAGAAAUGAUGACCGUUGGCAAUCCGUACAGUUGCAAGAUUGUCUCCUUAGGGCUCGUGGACACUCGCGCUGGAUAGCGUUUAUAGAUCUAGAUGAGCGAUUGACACUCACGGAAAUAGAUGGAACCAUCUAUGAUUAUCUUAGAAACAUCUCCGACCCUUCUUUUGGCGGUAUUCAGUUUAGGCAAAGAUGGAUUUUGAAAAAUGAAACGUCGCCGGAGCGCUAUCUUGAUUACGAACAAGUGGAGAAUUACAUGCCGACGCGACGAUAUCAUAACACCUCUCAUGUUGGACCACGUGGCCACACGGCAAAGUGCAUAGUAGAUCCGCAGAAGGUACUAAUUAUGAAUGUACAUAACGUCACAAAGUUUUUCAAAGGAUACCGAUUGUAUCCGCUUAGACCGGAAGAGGGAGUCGUAAGGCACUAUCGAGACGUCGUCGCUGGUAAUUGGGGAAGAACAUGGUUGAAGAGUGUGGAAAGUAUGGGAAAUUUUACAUGGACUGAUUACCCGCAGAAGUUUAGUUCUGAUCUGCUAAAGAAUGUUCAGCAUCGACUGCACUAUGUGUACGGGACCGGAUAG
Cylicocyclus nassatus is the source of this 1385-nucleotide messenger RNA. The record is from the annotation of a GenBank genome assembly. Lineage: Eukaryota; Metazoa; Nematoda; Chromadorea; Rhabditida; Strongylidae.